AUGGAUAACGACAACGUCAACCUUACAAUUUCAGAGAGCAACAAUAUUGCGCAGUCAACAAUGUCCAACAAUUUCAUAGAUUUGGAUGUUUUCGAUCUAGACGAGGCUCUUGCGGUGGCGGUGGUGGACGGAGAACCACGGCGUCUAUUCGCAACGUGGAAGACCUUCGUGUCGAACUUGCCUACGGUUAACGACGUGACGAGGGAUGAUGUUUGCUCUGUUUGCAUGGAAGGGUUUAUUACCCAGCGCAACACGGAUGGGGAAAACAAACGAGUCCCGUGCGGCCACGUGUACCACUCAAACUGCAUCACCCUCUGGUUGGAGCACUGCAACUCUUGCCCGCUUUGCCGCUGCCAUAUCCCCCUUUUCUAG
Messenger RNA from Glycine soja, 372 nucleotides. RefSeq names its product E3 ubiquitin-protein ligase RING1-like. The transcript has a single exon. The record is from RefSeq and is a predicted model, not a curated record. Bases 1 to 372 code for a protein of 123 amino acids. Lineage: Eukaryota; Viridiplantae; Streptophyta; Magnoliopsida; Fabales; Fabaceae.